CAUCAAAGCAAAGUGGUAGGCUAAAGGGUUGUAAAAAUAGGCCUGGGUGUGCUUUGCGAGUUGAGUGGGCUGUGCUGUGUGUGUGUGUGUGUGUGCGCGCGCGCGCUUGAUCUCAAGAGACAAGAGACUAGAGAGAGACCAGAUCAACUGAGUUUUCUUUCACUCACUGCUCAGAAUCUUCUACGGUAGAAUCUAGAUCUAGAUCUAGAUCUAGAUUCUAGAUUUUCCACAGUAACUUACGGAGGCAGUUGGAAACCUGGAAUAAAAGUCAGUGUGCCAAAGUAGCUCCUCGAGUGGUUCAUGGUUGUCAUGGAGACGAUACUUUCUGGUUUGCCAAAUCUUCAACUGCGAGAGAAGAUUCGCGAUGACGACUUUGUGGAUCAGCUGCACCACUUCAUCACGGUCUACUUGCUGGUCUUUGGCGGUAUAGCUAUUGGCCUUAAAGAGUUUGCUGGCUCCCCAUUGGAUUGCUGGUAUACAAAUCACAGCUGGAAACACUAUCAGGACCAUGCCAACUCGUAUUGCUGGUACCAUAAGCUCUACCAAUACCCCAACGAGCAUAACCUUUCACAGGUUCCAUAUCAACUGGCCCCUCACGGUGGCCCAAGCAACUUAACAGCCUUGCAGAACAAUGAGGAUCUGGGGGAGAUCAACUUCUACCGAUGGAUCACCAUUGUUUUUAUAUUUCAGGCUUUCCUCUUCAAACUGCCCAACCUAGUGUGGACAGAAUGCAACGAGUAUUCGGGCACGCAGAUCGAGAAGAUGGUCACCCUGAUUGGGGAUAGCAGUUUCGAGGGGAAGGAUCGCAAGGCGUCGGUGUUCUCCUCUGUGGCUGAGUUCAUGGAGCGAUGGCUCGUCAUCAACCGCAAGCCGUUUUGGUUCAUGAAGAGUCGCGUUGGAAUGCAGACCAAAAAGAUCCUGCAGCACUGCAUGCUGUGUGUGGGCGCCAACACUGGCAACUACUUGUCUUCCAUGUACCUGGUGGUCAAGUUUUGCUUCCUCUUCAACGUCCUCAUGCAGUUUGUCAUUCUCACCGCCUUUCUAGACUUCAACUACUGGGAGUAUGGACCCAAGGCUGUGCAGUACUACCAAGACUCAGGGACCAAAAUAGACUCAGGUCACUUCCCGCGCGUGGCGCUGUGCCACUUCCAGGUGCGGGGCGAGGGCCAGUGGAUCCAGUGUCUGCUGACAAUCAACAUGCUGCUGGAGAAACUGUUCCUCAUCGAGUGGUUCUGGCUCCUGUCUCUGCUUCUCAUCACCUUGUACAGCUUUGUCACGUGGCUCAUGAGGAUUCUGCGUACAGAACAAUCCGUCAAGUUUGUCACCAAGUAUCUGUCUGUGUUCAGUGAGGAUGGAAAUGUACCCCAGGAAGGAAGUCGCACAGUGCCGAAAUUUGUGGUUGAUUACCUUGGCAACGACGGUGUCUUCCUUCUGCGUAUCUUAGCCUACAAUACGAACGAUGUAGCCAUGUCAGAACUCAUGAGCAGGAUCUGGCUCCGCUACUGCGACUACAGAAACACAGCAAAGAGACCAUCGGAAAGCCAGAAAACUCCAGAACCUUCUGUGGAUAUUCAGCUAGAGGAGCUAGAACUGAGUGAAAAGGGCAAGAAUGCUUCCCGUGAUGAAACCAAAGGAGCCGGGGACUCAAGUGGAAACCCUUUGAUUAUUGAUGAUAAACAUCAUAUUGCCUGAUUUGGCUAUCUUUUCAUGACUUAAUUGCAGGAAUAGAUCCAGCUUCGUUUCUUUAUUGGUGUCCUCUUUCUAAAAUGUCAGCUGUUCAGCUGUUUGUCAGAAUCAUAAAGAUAAGAUGCUUGUUGAAGAAAGGCUAGCUUGAAAUUUACCCUAUUAUAAAGAUAAUAAUAUUCUUGUAAAAGAAAAGCAACUCGAAAUUGAAACAUGUCAUGAAGAUAAGAUGCUUGUUGAAGAAUGGGUAGCUUGAAAUUAACCCCUGUCACAUAAAGAUAAGAUGCUUGUUGAAAAGAUGCGAGCUCUAAAUUAACCCUAAUCAAAGAUGAGAUGCUUUUUUAAGAAGAGCAAGCUGGAUGUCUACCCUAGCCUGUUUUAUCCAUUGAGAAGAUUUUUUUCUCACCCAAUACCUUUAGUAGCACCAGUGCACUGGAGACGCACUUCAGCUAAAAUAAUCCAUGACACGGGUUUACCGAUGAAAGGAAAGAGCUCUGAAUUUUCAGGCAGAAAAAGGCAGUAAUUUUCGGUCUAUCAGAACACUAGCUUCUGUCUGCACGCUAUUAUGGGAUACCAACAUGUCUGACUGCACCCUUUCUUUCACACAUUUUGAUGACAUUAAGUGUUGAUUUGUUGAGGGUUUUAACUUUUUUUUUUCACGAUGAAACGCCCUCUCUACGAUUAGGGUAAAAUUAGGAUCAGGAGCCCAGGGUUCCAUGGUUAAAAGUGUUCUUUCCUAUCAAAACUUGUUAUCAUACACAAUUAGACUUCUCUUGGUCAUUUUAUAAUGUAGUUUUACAUGAUAGGUUCCAAUUUCAUGUGAUGAUUUGGUGUACGCAUUGUGCCAUAAUUUCGUUCAAGCAGUUGAAGGUCUCUAAAACCCCACCGAUUCAAUGCACGAUGAAGACUAUAGUAGAACUUUUUGCAUGCAUUUCUGUUUUCUGUAAUUUCUUGAAUAUUUUACCCCUCCUUGAUGUCUUUGGUAUUGUAUUCCUCGAGAUAAAGGAAUCAUUUUUUACAAGCUGUCUUUCGUUUCUGUUCAUGAUUCCGUUCUUUGAUUAAGAGCAUUCUAGUAAAACGCGUCUCUGUUUUUGUUAAAUUUUUGUUGUCAAAUAGGGGAUGGAACAGGUGAUGGAACUCACUGUUUUUUUAUUAACAGAAAAGAGAUUUUCUGGUUCAGGGUCAUUAAAUAAGAGCCAUUUUGGAUUCUGUCCAGUGGCUAUUUUAUUUUUAAAAUACUUGGAUUUCAGAAUCCACAAAUAUUUAUAUUUGCACAAAAGCUUUUUUUUAUGAUUCAUUAAAAGCGAUUUUUUCAAACCCCCACCCCGCCUACUCCUUUUCCUUGUAUAAUCUCUUUAUUUACUGUUUAUUUUUCAGUUCAGUCAAUUUACAGAGACCAUUGAUCAGAUGUUAAGUGAAAUGAAAGUUAAUCACAUUGAUUUUACGUAUCAAAUUCAUCAAUUUAUUUUUUACUAUUGAACCAUACUGAAAUUGUUUUUAGCCAAUUUGUAUGGUCACACGCUUACCUUACAGUGCAGGGUAAACUAUAUUACGAGGAAUUUUUAUUUUUAUGUGAUUUUUCUCUGAUUUUUAUAAACAUUUAUAACAUUUUAUGUUUUUUACUAAGUUAAAUGAAUGUUGAAUUAUUUGCUCUAGAAUUUUCUAACUUGUCGAACUUUCAGUGUUCAGUAUAUUUAAUGUCUGUGUUGAGUGUAUUGUAGCCAAAUAGUGUAACAAUAGAUGUCAGCUUCAUCUCUAGGUGUGACCAUAAAAAGCGUGCAAUUCUGACUACCUGUUGACAGUUUUUUUUUCUUUGUGGCUUUGGUACUGUUGUCGUAGAAAAUAAUUUCUGCAUUGUGAUCGUCAGCAUUUUUUUAGAGCUAGAUUCUUGUCUUCUGGCCAUUAGACUGAACUUGUCAAUAUUUAUUCGUUGUCAGGUCAGGGGUGGUUAGAGGGCGCCACUAGAAGGUGCUGUUUCUUUCCUUUCCUUUCCCGUUUGUUGUUCCUUUCUGUCUAUCUUAAUAUGUCCUUGCACUAAAUGACGAUUAUUGUGUUGAUGUGUUUCUUUUUAUUCAACAAAUAUCCUUUUUCCAAGGAAGAUGAAUGUCAAGAUAUCUGUCACUAGUGUUUAAAUGUGUUAGAGCUAUUUGUGUUUUGUGACUGGAACAUUUCCAUCUACAUCUUUGAAAAAUUACUGAGUGAGGUGCUAAAAAUAAAAAUACACUCUUUGUUGAUUUUCCUUUUAUAUUACUUUCCUUUGACCUGACUGAUCUCAUCUAUAUAGUCUUGAAUGCGUUACUUAAGAAGUCAAGAGGAUGUGUUUUGGAAUUACAAGAUCUGUGCCUCUGUAGAGAAAUGUGAAAUACUCAACUGUUUGAAAACAAAGUUAUGUCUGUCAACUGGUUUGUAUGUGUUCAUUGUUGUCAAACUAUAAUGUCUCUCUCCUGUAAGAAGCAAAGUGACAAUCGUCUCCUCCGAGCUUCUCUUUGUGUCUGAUGUAUAAAGAUUUGCCUUUCAUUUUUCCCAUACUUGUGCCUUUGAACUACUCACAAACGCUUCAUACUCUCCCUUGUGAGUGUGAUUUCUUUGUGUGGCCUGAGAAAACCUUUUGCACUGUUACAUUUUCCCUGAUUUAAUGUGACUUUCUUUUUGUGUUAUAUAUUAUUAUAUGGUCGAUUUAAAAAAUUCAGGGAUUUCAAAAUUUAGUUGCCUUUUUAAAAAUUUAACAGCUUUAAUCCAUUUGCUCUGUUAAAUUUUCCCUGAUUUAAUAUGAAUUUCUUUUUGCAUUAUAUAUGAGAUCUUCACUGACUUAAGACAAAAAAGUUAGAAACAUAAAAAAUUGUUUGGAAAGUUUGUGAUCAUUUUUAGGAACCUCUAUGAAAUAACAAAAUUAGAAAAUUUUCUAUAACGCUUAUAUCUAGAUAAUGAUUAACUGGUUCUCAAUCAGUGUAAUACUUUGCUCCUCAUUCAUUUCCACAAAGUGCUAAUGUUGUCUUUCAUAUUUCAGAAAAUGCUUUGUGUUACUUUCAAUGGUUCUCACAAAUACUCUUUUUUUUUCAUUGUUUUGUAUUAUUCCUCUUUUUGGUUGCCAAUUUUUAGUCAGUUUCAAAUCCUGAGCUGAAAUAGUUCUCUUUUAUUACUUCUCCAUUUUUUCAUUUAAGCCUCAUGGCGAUAGUUCAUUGUUUAUGUGUUUUAUGUCAUGUAAGGAUCACAUUUGUUGACGAAA
Aplysia californica (California sea hare) is the source of this 4909-nucleotide messenger RNA. RefSeq names its product innexin unc-9. NCBI's taxonomy places the organism in Eukaryota, Metazoa, Mollusca, Gastropoda, Aplysiida, Aplysiidae. Gene Ontology annotation, cellular component: gap junction; plasma membrane. The transcript is spliced from 9 exons. Bases 301 to 1692 code for a protein of 463 amino acids. Gene Ontology annotation, molecular function: gap junction channel activity. The record is from RefSeq and is a predicted model, not a curated record.